Molecule: messenger RNA, 489 nt
Organism: Pyricularia grisea
Lineage: Eukaryota; Fungi; Ascomycota; Sordariomycetes; Magnaporthales; Pyriculariaceae
Exons: 1
Coding region: 1-489 (162 amino acids)
Source: RefSeq, a predicted model, not a curated record
AUGCUCGUAUCUUCUCUUCUCGUCGCCGUGGCUAUCGUAGCCACACCCAUCGCCACAGCUUCGCCCAUAAAUGGCACCUGCAAAGGACUUCCACAGCCAGCGGGUAUCGACUGCGGAAGGACCAGGUGCAUCGGAGAACAAGUCUGCUGCAACCCGACCUGCAGCAUGUGCACCGCCCCCGGUAUGAUGUGCACUAUGCAGGACUGCGGACACCUGGAGGGCCGUCCCGCGGUCGUCAAGCCGCCCACCGUCGUCGCUCCCCUCCCGCACCUCUCUAGCAACAAGUCGGCAACCGAACCCAAGCCUACAAAGCCGGCCACUCGCCCAGCACCCAAGCCUAUGGACGGAGUGGCUUGCGGAAAGAAUACGUGCGCGGCCGGUGAGGUCUGCUGCAACUCGAGCUGUGGCAUCUGCACGCCUCCCGACGGCGCCUGCAUCAUGAUGUUUUGCGGCGAUAGUCAGCUUCCUGACAACUCUGUUCCUUCCUAA